AUGUCACCAUCUGUUGUCCCCGAUGUCGACGUCCCUGUAUUGGUCGUGGGAGGCGGGCCAUCGGGACUUUUGAUAGCUCAUAUGCUGGCCAAAUUUGGAGUUCGGAGCCUCAUCGUGGAAAGAUACGCUACACGCCUGGCAGCCCCAAAAGCGCAUGCCCUUAGCCCUAGGACUUUGGAAUUUAGCAGGCAAUUCGGCUUGGAUGUGAACAAAAUUCGACAAGUUGGUACGUCUCGAAAUGAUGCAUUUUGGGUGAAUUUCGUGACAAACCUCAGCGACGAGAGGGUGGGAAAAUUGCCAUACGAGAGAAUGGAUGCCGACGUGCUGGAUGCAACACCAACGAUGAUUCAUAACAUACCCCAGCCAGAAUUCGAGCAGAUCAUUGCAGAUGAGCUUGACAAUAACACACUGGUCAAAAUCAGAAAGAACCAUUCUUUCGUCGAUCUUGAGGAUCAUGAUUCUUAUGUCACUACAACAAUUGAAGAUCGUAACGAUGGUUCUAAAUACCAGAUUCGAUCAAAGCACGUGGUAGCUUGCGAUGGUGCCAAGAGUGCAGUCAAGAAUUUCCUUCAGGUUGAAAGUGAAGGAGAAGACUCUUAUGAGACAAUGAUGACCAUCCACAUCAACGCCGAUCUUAGGCCGGUAGUCAACGAGAACGUGGGCAUGUUGCACUGGGUGAUGGAUCCGCGAGUUUCGGGAUUUAUUAUUGCGUAUUCUCUGUCUGGGAACCAAGUUAUGAUAUGCAACUUCGAUUCUGAGAAAUAUCCCGUAUCGUCAUGGAAUGAAGAACAUUGCCGCGAAGUAGUGAAUUCAGCAAUUGGUCAAUCUGUGCCUUUCAAAAUUCUCAGCUACCGGCCGUGGGUGCUGAGUCGGAAAGUGGCAAAGAGCUAUCGAGUAGGGAAUGUUUUCCUUGCUGGUGACGCCGCACAUGCUUUUCCUCCAACCGGUGGUCUCGGUCUCAACUCGGGACUUGGAGAUGUCCACAACCUAGCCUACAAACUCGCAGCCGCUCACCAGGGUUGGGGAGGUGAAAGGCUACUUGAAAGCUAUCAGGCGGACAGGCAACAGGUAGCACUAGUCAACUCUGAGCAAAGUAUCAAAAAUGGGAAGCAAAUAUUCGGUCUACUCCGGGCUCUAGGCGCAACGGAUCCGGAUAAGGACGUGGCAUGGCAGAACUUGAAGCAAAGGCUACAUACAAACGAUCCUAAAACAAAAAUGGUUAUUGAAGAAGGCAUCAAGGGUCAACGGGAACAUUUUGAUAAUCUAGGUUUGCAUAUUGGCUACGUAUAUGGUAACCGGGAGGUCCCCGCAGAUGCAUCUAUUUUUAAACCCGUGGCUGUGCCUGGGGCUCGCUUACCACAUGCUUGGAUCAGUCUACGUGAGGAGACUUAUUCUACGCAUUUGUCCCUCCCUCCCAUCGACAAUUCAUUUGUGAAGGAGCUGUCUCAGGAAGAAGCCAAUGCUAAAAUGUUCUCCACCCUCGACUUGAUUCCUUUUGACACCUUCAUUGUGAUCGCGGAUCGUGAGCAUGGGCUAGGCUGGUCUAGCUCUCUAGAGGAAAUCUAUCGUGAGCUACCUCAGUCGUUGAAGAUUGAUGUCAUUAUGCGUGGCGUGCAUUUUGAUGUUGACGAAAGCGAUGAAAAUAGUCGCCAGUGGCUCAACCUGACUGGCUUGGCUGAGGGGAAAGCUAUUUUGGUUCGCCCUGAUCAGCACAUUCUUGCUGUCUUCAGUAAAGAGUCGCGUGCAGAAGACCUUGUCGGUAUUUUGCGAGCGCAUUUAGACGUGUAA
Talaromyces rugulosus is the source of this 1788-nucleotide messenger RNA. RefSeq lists its product as uncharacterized. Lineage: Eukaryota; Fungi; Ascomycota; Eurotiomycetes; Eurotiales; Trichocomaceae. The transcript has 7 exons. The coding region runs from base 1 to 1788 and encodes 595 amino acids. The record is from RefSeq and is a predicted model, not a curated record. Gene Ontology annotation, molecular function: FAD binding.